Messenger RNA from Chlamydomonas reinhardtii, 2399 nucleotides. RefSeq lists its product as uncharacterized. The transcript is spliced from 5 exons. NCBI's taxonomy places the organism in Eukaryota, Viridiplantae, Chlorophyta, Chlorophyceae, Chlamydomonadales, Chlamydomonadaceae. The coding region runs from base 84 to 1520 and encodes 478 amino acids. The record is from RefSeq and is a predicted model, not a curated record. Gene Ontology annotation, biological process: tRNA aminoacylation for protein translation. Gene Ontology annotation, molecular function: ATP binding; aminoacyl-tRNA ligase activity.
CCCCAGCUUAUAGGCACCUAUCGACCACAAUUAUCGCUCGCGCGAACUCCGCGAACCCUGCACCUUGCCUUUUUUCAACCAAAAUGGCGCAAGCCAUAACCAACCUUCGAGCUGUGUCAGCCGGCACGUGUAGCGGGGCGAACCACAGCCAGCUCCCACCACCACCUGCAGCCUGGUUGCCCGCCUGCCUCGCCCACCCGCCCCUCCUCGCCUCCUCCCCCUGCCCAGUGCCUCGCUUCGCGCCACACCCCCAGUCCCCGGCCCUCGCCCCACGGUCGCAGCGGCUCGUGUGCAGUGCCGCGCCGCGGCCGUGGCGCCCCAGCAUCGACGACAUUGACAGCAUCUCCUGGGGUGGCCGGGCCAAGGUGCGCGGCACGGGCAGCCGCAAGAUCCCCCACCGCCUCAACGCCGAGGAGCGCGGCCUGUACGACAUGGCGAAGAAGAAGGGCUACGUUGCCGUACGCGGUACGGCGUACCGCAAGGAGCGGCACGGCAACCCGCUGCCCAACGUCUACCGCCAGUGGUGCGACGCCAAGGCCCAGCUGUGUGUGGUGGUGGAGCAGGACCGCACCGGCUCCGCCCCGGGGGGCGACCAGGUGGUGGUGGACCUGGCGCCGCUGAGGAGGGAGGCCACGGAGCAGGUGGAGGCGGCGCUGGCGGCCCUGGCAGCGGAGUGCGGGCUGCGGCGCGUGCCGUACCAGGAGCGGCCCCUUGACGCACUGCCCUGGAACAUCCUGGCGGACUGGGUGGAGGGCGAGGAAGACGAGGAAGAGGAGGGCGAGAAGGUGGAGGAGGUGGAGGCGUCGGCGCCUGCGGCGCAGGAGCAGCGGCGGCGGCAGCAGCAGGAGCCGAUGUCGGCGGCUGAGCUGGAGGCGGUGCGGGCGGCGGUGGCGGCGCAGGCGGCGGCGGUGCGGCAACUCAAGGACUCGGGGCUGGGCAACAAGGCGCCGGAGGUGGUGGCGGCGGUGGAGCAGCUGAUGCAGCUCAAGGCUGAGCUUCAACAAGCGGAGGCUGCGGUUGCGGCCGCAGACGCCUCGCCGGCCCCUGUGUCCGCAGCAGUCGACACACACCCUCUAGCUGAUACUGCGCCCACCUCCCCAUCCUCCUCCUCUUCAUCCUCGCCCUCGGCCCCAUCCCCAUCCCCAUCGGCGCCAGCCGCCUCUGCUCCAGAGGCACCCGCCGCCUCUGCCACCACUGCUACAGCCGUCGCUGGCGGCGACGGCCCCAGCGACGACGGGGACGCAGCUGUGCUACUGCCGGCGCCGCGCCGCUCGCCCGUUGAGCACUACUACAGCCUGCCCAUCUGGCGCAUCCACGCAGUACCGCUGUUCUACCAAGGGGAGCGAGCCGCCGCCAAGGCGUUUGCGGCGGCAGCGGUUAAAACCGCGGCGGCGGCGCUGGGGUCAGCGGCGGCGGGCGGCGGCGGCGGUGGUAAAGGGGCGGGCGCGCCGCGCGCGGUGAAGCGCACUGACGCGAAGGAGGUCCUCAAGCAGUCGCGCAAGGCUCCCAUCUACCGGUGAAGAACGACUGGGGGAUGGUUGCGGGCGGAGGAGUUUCGCGCCUGGUUUUGGACGGGUGUUGGGGGUGGUGGCGACUACUGGUGGUGGCGGCGGCACGGUGUCACUGCCUAGACCGGUGGGUUCGUUGUUUGUUGGUGCGAGGCGUGUACAUUGGCGCAUCAUGCAUGUAGUAGGGACGGGCAUGCGCGUACGUCGUAGGACUGUGGAUAUGACACGCCGGUGCCGGCAUGGAUCCGCACACUGGGAUGUGUCGUUGGCGACUUGGCGUCCCCGCAGGCCCUGAGGGACUGAGAGCGGACUGAGGGAGGUGUGGCACUUGCGGUGGGGCCGGCUGGGACCAGACCGCGCCGGGAGGGAGGAGGGAGGGCCGGUGGGUGCCGGUGGGUGCCGGUGGCAUCGCCCCUACUGCAUAGCCGCCGGCAGGGUGAGGGUCGAGUCCCGUGGAUGUGCGGUGGGACGGUGCAAAGGCAGGUUGGUGAAGUCCCGUAGGGUGCAGCUGGUGCCCAGACCCCCCGAGUCCCGUCGUGUCCCGUGGGUGCGUGGUGAGGUGGUGAUGGGUGGGCAUGAGGCGGUGUGACCGUGUGAGAGGUACCCUGGACCACUGCUGGACGGGGCACGGCAAGCUUGGCUCCGAGGAGUGACGGGCUGGGCGUGUGCGAUGGUGUGCAAAGAGUGGAAGAGGAGAGUCAUGCGUUGAUUGGCGAGGGGCGCACAGGCAGGUACUGUCAUGAUAGCAGAGCGUGUACGUCAGCGGACGCGACGCGGGCGGCACGGGGGCAGGCGAGGGGGGCGGUGAGGUUGAGGCACGCUGCCGUGACUACACGCCCAUGCAAGGCUCUCGUCACUGGACCCGGCAAGCUGUUAUUAUACUACCACAUG